Coffea arabica (coffee) is the source of this 2778-nucleotide messenger RNA. RefSeq lists its product as uncharacterized. Lineage: Eukaryota; Viridiplantae; Streptophyta; Magnoliopsida; Gentianales; Rubiaceae. Gene Ontology annotation, molecular function: protein kinase activity; protein binding; ATP binding. Gene Ontology annotation, biological process: protein phosphorylation. The record is from RefSeq and is a predicted model, not a curated record.
AUGGAGAAAGCUUAUUUCCUCUUCCUUGUAACCUUGGUUGCAGGCCUGGGCACAGCUUCCUCAAGUAUCACUAACGUUGUUGCCCAUAACAACAGCCGUGAUCAUGAUCUAGAUGCUCUUCUUGCCCUCAAGGCCACCAUUUCCGAUCCCCAGAACAUCCUUCCAAUCAAUUGGUCCAUUUCUACCUCUGUUUGCAACUGGAUAGGAAUCACUUGUAACACUCGCCAUCGAAGAGUCGCUGCCAUACAACUUCCUACAAUGGGCUUAGUCGGAACCAUACCUCCACAGUUGGGGAAUCUCUCAUUCUUAGUCUGGCUGAACCUUCAAAACAAUAGCUUCCAUGGAAAUCUUCCAACUCAGCUGGGUCAUUUGCGUCGACUCAAGUCCAUCAACUUGGCAUUCAAUAGCUUUGAUGGUGAAUUUCCAUCAUGGUUGGGAGCUUUAUCUCGACUUCGUUAUCUUUUGUUCCAUAGUAACAGAAUUUCAGGUUCAUUGCCACCAACGCUGUCUAAUGCAACAACGUUAGAGACCAUAAGGUUGGGUCUGAACCUCAUAACUGGAAAUUUGCCUCAAGACUGGAGUGCUUUACAAAACUUGGAGGACCUUGACAUCUUAUCCGGUUACCUUCCGGCACCUAUCUGUGAUCAUCUGCCACAACUCCAAGGGAUUUAUCUGUCGAGGAACGAGUUUAACGGCGAAGUUCUGGCUGGUCAAAUCCCGGCAGAUAUUGGCAAUACUACUAAUUUGGAGAUCCUAGGCAUAGAGGAUGCUAAUCUCAUAGGUGUUAUACCUCGUGAGAUUGGUAACCUACACAAAUUGGAGGUACUAUACUUGGGCAAAAAUAGGUUAAGAAAUCCUAUCCCACAUGAGCUAUUCAACAUUUCAACUCUUGGGGCAUUGUGCAUACCAGAUAAUGAUUUUUUGGGCAUUCUUCCUUCCACUUUAGGUGUUAAUUUACCCAAUCUUGAGGUGCUUAAUCUUGGGAGCAACAAAUUCACUGGAAUUAUACUACCAACACUCUCCAAUGCCUCCAAAUUGAUGAGUCUAGACUUGACAGUAAAUGAAUUUUUUGGUGCAAUUCCUGACUCUCUUGGCAGCCUAACAUUCCUAGAAGCCUUGGAUCUUUCGGAAAACAAUUUUACUCUAUCUAGAGAUAUGACCUUCUUCAAUUCUAUAGGAAAUUGCAGGUCUUUGAUUAGGUUGUCGCUAGACGAAAAUCCACUGAAUGGAAAUCUUCCAGUGUCUAUUGGAAAUCUUUCCAACUCUCUUGAAUCAAUUGAUGUGUCUUAUUGUGGAAUUGGAGGUGAAAUUCCAAGGUCACUAGGCAACUUGAGCGACUUGGCGUAUUUGAACAUAGCAAGCAAUGGCUUGACAGGAACAAUCCCAAGUUCCAUCUCAGGUUUACUAAAACUUCAGUGGAUAAGUCUUGAAGAUAACAAGAUACAUGGACCAAUUCCAAGUGAGUUUUGUCAUAUUCCCAACUUAGCAUACUUAAUUUUGGCAAGAAAUAGGCUAUCUGGCAAAGUGCCCAAUUGCAUAGGGAGCAUUUCUUCAUUGAGAUAUCUUUAUUUAAACUCCAACAAUCUAACAUCUAGCGUACCAUCAAGCUUGUGGAGCCUUAAGGAUCUGUUGGAGCUUGACUUGUCCAUGAAUUAUCUCAAUGGGUCUUUGUCCUCCCAAGUUGGAGGUAUGAAGGCGUUGAUCAAACUGAACCUAUCAGUUAAUCAGUUAUCUGCUGAUAUUCCUAGCACAAUUGGGGCGCUACAGAAUUUACAGGCACUUUCCUUAGGGCAUAAUAACCUACAAGGGUUAAUUCCAGAGUCCAUCAAGAAUAUGUUUGUUUUGCAGUACUUGGAUCUGUCAUUCAACAGUUUAACUGGUACGAUACCUAAAUCACUGGAGGCACUCUUGGAUCUUCAGUAUUUGAAUGUUUCCUUCAACAAUCUACAAGGACCGAUUCCUCAAGGAGGACCUUUUAAGAACUUCACACUCCUAUCCUUUCUUGCUAAUGAAGCAUUAUGUGGUACUCCUUGGUUCCAACCUUGUCAAACUUCUCAACAUGGAUCAAAGAAAAAGAUGCUCUUGCUUGUGUCCCUGCCAACAGGAUCUGCUGUCCUAGCCUUGGCCGUUUCACUUUUGUUGCUGAAAAGGUUGACAAGAAAUAAAACUACGGCUCCCGUUCAUGAUAUUUUUCCAGAAACAACACAUCAAAGGGUUCCCUACCAUGAACUUCAACGAAUAACAAAUGGUUUCAGCGAGAAUAACUUGCUUGGAUCUGGGACGUUUGGUUCAGUUUACAAAGGGGUGUCUGCAAAUGGGAUGAUUUGGGCUAUAAAGGUAUUUGAUAUGCAGCUUGAGGGCAUAUUGAAAGCUUUUGACACAGAAUGCGAAGUCUUAUGCCGCCUUCGUCAUAGAAAUUUGAUCAAAGUAAUCAGUGCUUGCUCUAAUCAGGACUUUAAAGCUUUGAUACUAGAAUUCAUGCCUAAUGGAAGUCUGGACAAAUGGCUUCAUCUUGGCCACCAUGUCCUGAGUAUCAUGCAAAGAUUGGACAUCAUGAUUGAUGUGGCUCACGGGUUGGAAUAUCUUCAUUAUGGGUAUUCAUUUCCAAUAAUUCAUUGCGAUUUGAAACCUAGCAACAUUUUACUAGAUGAAGAUAUGGUAGGUCCUGUUAGUGACUUUGGGAUUGCUAAAUUGCUGGGAGAUGAAGAAAGCCAUGUUCAAACAAACACUCUGGCCACAAUUGGGUACAUCGCUCCAGGUUAUUAUUCUUGGCUGUAA